GUUUACUGAAUUGUAACGAAACACGCGUUAACCUUGUUUUCUAACGUCUUCGUGUUUCUGCCCUCUGCCAACCUGGUCAUUGACAAUGAGCAUUCAAACAUUCCCCUACAGCAUCCGAAUCGCGGACGGUAAGACACCUCUGUUCAAGGAGGACUUUUAUGUCGGUGUGUACAGUGAAGUUUCAGUCCGCUUCACCAUGGCAGCAAUUGAUCCCUCAGUCAAAUCCAGCAAGCCCGUGACUAUCAAGGCUUUUACAAGUUUAGAUCGUGCAGGUUACGAAGGAAGUGACGAAGAAGACGAGGAACUUUUCGAACAAGAGGAACAAAUUACUUUGUGUACGUUGAUGAAUGGAUCCAUCUAUCAACAAGCCCUGAAUAUCACAUUUCCUCCAGGUGAGACCGUCUACUUCACAAAAACAGGUGGUAAAUCCCCCGUGUACCUGAGUGGACAGUGCACAGUUGUCCAACGUUCUCUUGAGGACUAUAGCGAAGGCGAGUCCGACGAGGAUGACGAUGAGGAAGAGGAAGACGUGAGUGAUUUGGAUAGCGACGAGAUGAACGACAUGUUCGAUCUCAUGGCUGAGGAGGCUAGCAGUGACGAAGAGGAAGAAAGCGAAGAUGGUGAACCGGGCGUUACCAUCGAAGAACUCGAAUCUGAGCAGGAGGAGGAAAAGGAAGAACAGGAAGAACAGGAAGAGGAAGUAAAGCCCGAGGCUGGAGCUGAGGACAAAAAAGAAAAGAAGCAAUCUAAGAAGGAGAAAAAAGCUAAGAAAGAUGAAAAGAACGAGGAUAAGGAAACGGACAAGGAGGACAAAGAAAAGGAAGGAGAAGCCGAAGCCGAGGAAGAAAAUGAGUCCAACUCUUCUGCAGAAGUAGAAUCAACUCCCUCUAGCGGCAGCAAGCGCAGCCGUGAUCAAGCUUCUGCCGAACCCUCCAAGAAACAAAAAACUGAAACCGAACAGUACCCCAAGAAAAAACUUGAAGGAGACGUUAUGGUUCAGGACAAGGUAAUGGGAAUGGGUCCUGUUGCCAAGACUGGAAAGCGUAUCGCUGUCCGUUACAUCGGCCGUCUUUCUAAUGGAAAAGUGUUUGAUAAAAAUGUUUCGGGAAAACCUUUCUCCUUCUACCUCGGAAAAGGAGAAGUUAUUCGUGGAUGGGAUAUUGGAAUUCCCGGUAUGCAAAUUGGUGGUCAACGGACUAUCCAAAUUCCUGCUCUUCUUGCUUAUGGUAAGAAAAAGAUUCCUGGUAUUCCUCCAAAUUCAGACCUUACCUUUGAGGUCAAGCUUCUGAGCGUAAAUUAGAUCAAUCUUUUUGGAUCAACAAGGAUACUUGUUUUAGAAUUACUUUUUGAUGUAUUUUGGGUAUUUUAAUGGUAUGGUAUUGCACUGUUUCAAUUGAUUGCAAGGGAGACGUGUUAUAUAGGAGGCAAGAAUACGAUAGGUUCUGUAAUUUUUUCUUUCAUUUCAUGCUUUUGUCUUCCACUUCGGUUUUACCAUAUUUUGUAUUUGCUGGU
This is a messenger RNA of Schizosaccharomyces japonicus yFS275, 1512 nucleotides long. RefSeq names its product FKBP-type peptidyl-prolyl cis-trans isomerase. The record is from RefSeq and is a predicted model, not a curated record. Bases 86 to 1300 code for a protein of 404 amino acids. Gene Ontology annotation, cellular component: preribosome; chromatin; nucleus. Gene Ontology annotation, molecular function: isomerase activity; peptidyl-prolyl cis-trans isomerase activity. The transcript has a single exon. NCBI's taxonomy places the organism in Eukaryota, Fungi, Ascomycota, Schizosaccharomycetes, Schizosaccharomycetales, Schizosaccharomycetaceae.